Molecule: messenger RNA, 358 nt
Organism: Ochotona princeps (American pika)
Lineage: Eukaryota; Metazoa; Chordata; Mammalia; Lagomorpha; Ochotonidae
Product: protein PET117 homolog, mitochondrial
Exons: 2
Coding region: 103-348 (81 amino acids)
Biological process (GO): mitochondrial respiratory chain complex IV assembly
Cellular component (GO): mitochondrion
Source: RefSeq, a predicted model, not a curated record
GGUCGAGCCUGGCCCGGGUGGCCAGAGGCGCGUGGCUGGACGGCGGUGGUCUCUGCCCGGUGCCCGUGAGGGCGGGUGGAGGCCGAGGCGGCCGGCGCGGGGAUGUCCAGGAGCUCCAAGGUGGUGCUGGGCCUCUCGGUGCUGCUGACGGCGGCCACGGUGACCGGGGUGCACCUGAAGCAGCAGUGGGACCAGCAGAGGCUGCGUGACGGAGUGAUCCGAGACAUCGAGAGGCAGAACCGGAAAAAAGAAAACAUUCGUCUUCUGAGAGAGCAGAUUAUUUUGACUGAGCAACUUGAAGCAGAGAGACAGAAGAUUUUGCUGGACCAAGGCUCUAAGGAAACGUGAUCUGAAGCAA